Nerophis ophidion (straightnose pipefish) is the source of this 2104-nucleotide messenger RNA. RefSeq names its product protein RCC2 homolog. The transcript has 13 exons. The record is from RefSeq and is a predicted model, not a curated record. Bases 155 to 1642 code for a protein of 495 amino acids. NCBI's taxonomy places the organism in Eukaryota, Metazoa, Chordata, Actinopteri, Syngnathiformes, Syngnathidae.
GACUUGGACGCGGAGAAGCAGGAAGUGAGUUGUACUUACAUUUCUCUUCUUUUCCUCUCCUAAAUGUGACAAGUUGGCUCCCUUGGAGUGUCCGCACUGCCCGCGCGCUCCUACGUGACACCAGAGUGACGUCCUGACAAUACAGCCAGGGAAAAUGCCACGCAAGAAGGUGACGGACGUUUCCGGAAAUGGAGGGAUGAAGAGAAAGAGGGCGAGCGGCAAAAAAAAGGAGAGAGAGUUUAGCAGCGACGACGAGUUUGACUACGACGAGCAGGAGAACAACAAGAAGCCGGGCAAGACCUCCACCAAGUCCUCUCUGCAGCCCAUCACUGUGGCCGACGACGUCAAGGAGAAGAUUAAACUGGAAUGCCCCAAGGUCAAAGGUCAACUGGUCAUAUUUGGAGCAACAAACUGGGAUUUGAAUGGAAGGAAAGAAGUGCCAAAACAACAAGCGGCUUUCCGCAACCUGGGCCAGAAUUUGUGGGGUCCGCACCGCUACGGCUGUCUCAACGACGUUCUGGUCAGCAGUGUGAUAUCUGGUCCAUGUGCGGCUCACAGUCUUCUCAUAACCACCGAGGGCAAGCUGUGGAGCUGGGGUCGUAACGACAAAGGCCAGCUGGGCCAUGGAGACACCAAACGUCUCGAUGCUCCCAAGCCCAUCGAGGGCCUGGCGGACCUCGUGAUCGUCUCCGCAGCCUGCGGACGUAAUCACACCAUCGCACUCACGGAUGAUGGUGCUGCUUACUCCUUUGGGGAAAACAAGCUGGGUCAGCUUGGGCAAGGCAGCCAGACUGAUGCUGUCCUCAGCCCAGCUCCUAUUUGCUACAAUGGCCAACCUUUGGUGAAAGCGUCGUGUGGUGCAGAGUUCAGCAUGGUGGUGGACUGCAAAGGCAACCUUUACUCCUUUGGAUGUCCUGAGUACGGUCAGCUGGGACACAACAGCGACGGUAAGUUCAUCGCUCGUGCUCAGCGCAUCGAGUUUGACUGUGAAAUCAUCCCUCGCCGAGUCGCCAUCUUCAUCGAGAAGUCCAAGGAUGGACCCAUCAUGCCCGUGCCCAACGUGGUGGUCCGGGACGUGGCCUGUGGAGCCAAUCACACGCUGGUGCUGGACUCCCAGAAGCGAGUGUUCAGUUGGGGGUUCGGAGGUUAUGGGCGUCUGGGCCACACGGAGCAGAAAGACGAGAUGGUUCCUCGUCUGGUGAAACUCUUUGACAUCCCUGGGAGAGGAGCUGCUCACGUCUACACAGGAUACCAAUGUUCCUUUGCUGUCAGCGAGAUGGGAAGUCUGUUCUUCUGGGGAGUGACCAACACCUCCAGAGAGUCCACCAUGUACCCCAAAGCUGUGCAAGACCUCUGUGGCUGGAAAAUACGCAGUCUGGCAUGCGGGAAGAGCAGCAUCAUCAUGGCCGCCGACGAGAGCACCAUCAGCUGGGGGCCGUCGCCCACCUAUGGAGAGUUGGGUUACGGAGACAACAAAGCUAAAUCCUCCACCACCGCCCAGGAAGUCAAGACCCUGGAUGGUAUUUACGUUGAACAGGUGGUGAUGGGCUACUGUCACUCCAUGGUCAUCGCCAGGCAGGACACUCAGACGGAGCAGGAGAAAGUGCAAAAGUUGCCGGAGUACAAUCCCCGAACAAUCUGAGCGAGACCUCGGUGAGCCACAACAACUUUUCAGGGAGCUGGGACGUCUUCUUGGGAAGUUUGAAUCCCCCAAGAGAUCUAACAUGUCUGGCUUUGUCUCACAUUUGGAUCCUAAAAAAAAAACAGAAGAGCUAAAAAAAAAAUUCCAUAAACUGUUCCAGCUGAACAAUUGAGACCUUUUCACUUGUGGGGUCUUAGUUUACGUCGAGCACUUUGUCCUCUGCAGGGGACAUGUGCUAAAAAAAAAAAAAGAUCUAUCUUUUGUCAUGUUUUGUGUUGCAGUAUUUGAAAAGUCCAAUUUACAGCUGCUCUCACUUUCUCAGAAGGGGACCAAUGCUCCAUUUUCUAUGAGAAAUGACCUCGUAGACGUUUGUUACAUUCCUUCUCUUCACAAUCUGGGUGGUUUUCAACGAUGCUUUGUUCUGGUUACAUUUUCAUUCCAAUAAAAGAUGUGUAAACUGUU